Molecule: messenger RNA, 324 nt
Organism: Medioppia subpectinata
Lineage: Eukaryota; Metazoa; Arthropoda; Arachnida; Sarcoptiformes; Oppiidae
Source: the annotation of a GenBank genome assembly
UGGAAAAUGUUUAGAUUUGGUUCGAGAAAAGACGUGAACUGCGAGUUCAAGUGUGGGAUCAGACUCUUGGACGACAAUGAAGUCCUUCAGACAGAGUUUAAGCGCGAACAAAAGGGACAGUUUCUGCUCGACUUUGUCUUCAAAAGCCUUAAUCUCAUUGAAAGGGAUUAUUUUGGACUCAGAUUUGUUGACCAAAACAAACAACGGAAUUGGUUGGACCCAACUAGGUCAAUCAUCAAACAAGUCAAAGGAGUGGAUCCGAUAGUGUUUUGUUUUCGAGUCAAGUUCUAUGCGGCCGACCCUUCGCUCCUUAAGGAAGAGAUC